CGCAGUGUUUCGGUUUGUAUUAUUGUAAACAUCCACAUUUCCAGCUUUAAAGUUAUUCCACCUACCUCUCUGCAAGUUAUGUCGUUUGACGGUUAUGCAAAGGACGUCUUUGAAAGUUGGAGCGAUGUUGGCGUGGUUUACACGCGAAACAAAUAUGGCCGAGUAGUUUCACCUCCUGGGUUUUCGAUAGGCUGCGAGAACAAGCAUUCCUUCAAAAAUAAUAUCCCCAAAGGAGCAAAGUGUUCAUAUACUAUUAAUAACAACAUCUACAAUCCUCAUUCCCUGUUUCUUAUUUGCCUGGAUUUUGUCGCCAAAAACAUACGUCUGGUGGAAUCAUUGGAAGAAUUUCCAGAUAUUGUAGGAGAACAACUUUUCCAAAAAGUCCAAGAGAAUGAUGGAUUUGGAAUAAAUCCCAGAAAUAUGAAGAUAUUUUGUGAAGCAUAUGGUGAAUUGGUUUUAUCAAAGCUGUCACUUAGCUCAGCACAUGUAUUUACAAGUAACUAUUUGGAAUAUCUUCAACUGUUUGUGUGUCUGACAGAGCUUGAUGUCAGUCAUUGUCAUCUAGGGGAUACACAUGAGCUGUUACUAUAUAUUGCUCAUUUACACAGCUUGAAAAGCCUUAGUCUCAAAGAUAACUGCCUCUCUGAUGCUGGAGUGAGACACUUCACUUUGCCUCAGCGCUUUUUCAAAAGUGGACUUGGAAAGCUUUCAGUGUUAGAUUUAUCCUUGAAUCAAAAUAUAACAGAUGCAAGUGUGAAGCACAUAGCCAAGUUGCAUUCAUUGACUGCCUUAAAUCUAUCAGGCACAAGGAUAUCAUUUGGUCAUGGAGUUCUGCAGCUUAUGAAUGAUACCAACCUGUGUCUAGCACUGGAUCUUGAAGAGUUCAAGCAGGAGAAAGCCUUUACAAUAACUGAAGGAUGGGCUGUUGAGGUGAUAAGUGAAUGGAAAGAAAAAUGUAAAGUCUGCCAUGCAGAUGUCACAAUAGAUACACAGCUUAAAAGGAAAACUACCAAGUUCUACAAAGCCUCGCACCCCCACUUGGUCAGUAAGUCUGCACCCAAGAACAAGAACACUAGUGAACUCCCAACAAUUAUGCUGUGUACAAAAGAAAACAAGAUACCUUGUUUUAAACCUGCAACAAUUCAGAGAAUGGCAACAUUACAAGGACAAGAGGGCAAGAACAAUUCUCCCAGAAAUGGGCAAACCAAAAAGAGGUUAAAAACAAGUGGAACUGACUUUACACUGUCUAACAUUACAACUGAAAAUUGUUUGGAAGAUGAUGUCAUUAACGAUUAUUUGAAAUGUGAAAAACAGUGGAAGCCUGUAAAGAGGAAGUCUUCUCUGCUAGAGUUGUUAGAUCAUGCCUCAUAGGUAAGUAAACAAAGAAGUACUGAUAGUUAUUAUAGUUAUAUUUAUUGUGUAUGUCCUUGUUUUGGACUUUAUUCCAAGUUAAUGGUAUUAGUAUUGUGGCUCUUUCUGUUUAUUUUCACAGUAUAAAAAGUUUUCCUAGUAUUCCCUAGUUUAAGUCUUGCUUGAAGAGAGACUUUGUACAACAAUAGCUGUAAGGAUUUUUAGCAAAAGGGUGGGGAAUAUGUAGGCAAUGAAAGGGUGGUAAAGCUGUGUUCUCCUUUUCAGGCCUUAACUGGUAAAAUUUAUCACCUGCAGUACCUCUUCUUAUUGCCUAAAAUUGCUUGGAAUUCUUUAGACUUCAAGGGAUUGCUCAACCAGUUUGAAAAUUUCUUUCACCUGUUAUGGUUAAAAUAAAGUAGAACACUGGUGAAGGUUGUAAGGUUACUACAGUUGUCUUCUGUAACUUGCUAGAGAGUCCUAC
This is a messenger RNA of Stylophora pistillata, 1831 nucleotides long. RefSeq names its product leucine-rich repeat-containing protein 42. Lineage: Eukaryota; Metazoa; Cnidaria; Anthozoa; Scleractinia; Pocilloporidae. The record is from RefSeq and is a predicted model, not a curated record. Gene Ontology annotation, molecular function: protein binding.